Cydia fagiglandana is the source of this 1875-nucleotide messenger RNA. RefSeq lists its product as uncharacterized. Bases 136 to 942 code for a protein of 268 amino acids. The record is from RefSeq and is a predicted model, not a curated record. The transcript has 6 exons. Lineage: Eukaryota; Metazoa; Arthropoda; Insecta; Lepidoptera; Tortricidae.
UGCGAAUGGACGUCUGUCAGACUAUUUUUCUGUAAAAUUACGUGACGAAAAUAUCGACAAAUGUUCUUGUGAUGACAGUGAAAGUGUUAUCACUUAAGUGUGAUGUGAUGAGACGUUUUCUAAGGCUUCGUGAGGAUGUUCGUCAUAGCAGUUUUCAGCUUACUUGUACAAGAAUCGUUACCGCUUCGUAUGGUGCGCGUGUCGGUGCCGGCGUACCGCGUGCGCGGGCAGCCGGCGCAGCUGGAGUGCGAGUACGACCUGGGCGACGACGCGCUCUACUCCGUCAAGUGGUACCGCGACAACGAGGAGUUCUACCGCUACAUGCCCAAGUUCGACCCGCCGAAGCACGCCUAUAAGAUAGAGGGGAUCAAAGUAGAUGUAGCUAAGUCAGAUGACCGCAAAGUGGUCCUGCACCAAGUGAUGCUGAAGACGUCGGGGCUGUACCGGUGCGAGGUGUCUGCAGAAGCGCCGAGCUUCUCCUCAGCCGCUGGAGAAGGAAAACUAGAAGUUAUUUAUUUACCAAGGGAGGGUCCCAGGAUAACUGGAAAUGAACAGGAGAACAGAAAAGGGGAUUCAUUAUUCCUAAAUUGCACGUCGGGGAGGUCAUACCCUGCAGCCGUGCUCAGUUGGGACAUUGACGGGGAAAAGGUAACAAACCCGGAGCUCCUAGUGGAGUACCCCCCGACGCUGCACGCGCACGGGCUGCUGUCGUCAGCACUAGGCCUGCGGGUGCCGGUGGGGAGGACCAUGCAGGUGCGGUGCACGGCGCGGGUCGCGCCCGCCUGGAGAGAGGGCAGCGAGGCUGUUGUUGGGAACCAGCUGGCGGAUAGCAAGGAGGCUAUGUUGCUUGUGAAGAGCUCAAGCGACGUGUCAUCACCGAGCGUAAUCCUGUUAACACUAGCCCUGGGCCUGCUCAUCGCCCCGACGCAAUCCGGCACGUGAUAAAUUAUCUCCGGACUUAUAUUAACAAACGUGAUUUAGGCGUAACACUCCGAAUUAUUGAGCUACGAAUAGACCAUAAACUUGAUGAAUGAAAUCAAUGUUACCUGGAUUCGUUUCCCACAGGCAUAUUAAUGGGUAGAAUUUUUUUAUCUUGUAGACGACCUUUCAGAAUCUGCUGUUUUAAGUCUCUAAUAUUUAAGUCCUUUAAUUUGAGACUGUAAGUCAAACGUUUGUUUGAAUAUAAAAUGUCAUCUAAACAGUUUUUAUUUCUCUCUUUAAAUUUAAAGUUAAUGGUUAUUUUUCACCUAAAAUGUCUAUAUCGUUUCAGGUUGAAUGGUACCAAAGGUAUGUUUGUCAAAUUAUAUCAAUAAAUUUUAUUCAUAGUCUAUCAUUUACGGAGUAUAGUUACUUUCAGUGGUGUAUUGGAUAUACAUGGUGUGUCUGACCUUGGGGCUUUAAAUCCAGGGCUUGAUUUUACUCGCUAAACUGAGCUACUUUUACUAUGGGACCAACCCUAAAAUCGGGGAUUUUUUUUGGCUUUCCCUUAGAAAACGUCAACAUCUGAUCUGCCAAAACGUAUGAAAAGGUAAAAAAAAAAUUCGGGAUUUCGGGGUUGGUGCCAUAAUAAAAGUAGCUCAGUUUAGCGAGUAGAAUCGAGCCCUGGAUUUAAAGCCCCAUGGUCAGACACACCCUGUAUAAAGAUUCUUACCAGGAAGAUCUAUUAGAACUUAGUUACGCUCUAUGGGAACCAGUUUGCCCUAGUUUUGCUGUGAAGACUUAUAAGCUUUGUUUUUAUGAAAAUUAAAUUCACCGAAGAGAAAGAAACCUUAAAUUUUAUUUUUUUACUUUUUUAUUUAUUAAACUUUACACAUAAAUUAACAGUAUGACACCAAAGCACUUAUGUGGUAUAUUACAUUAUAAUAUUAAAAUUCU